Molecule: messenger RNA, 1869 nt
Organism: Blastomyces gilchristii SLH14081
Lineage: Eukaryota; Fungi; Ascomycota; Eurotiomycetes; Onygenales; Ajellomycetaceae
Product: acyl-CoA dehydrogenase
Exons: 1
Coding region: 1-1869 (622 amino acids)
Molecular function (GO): oxidoreductase activity, acting on the CH-CH group of donors
Source: RefSeq, a predicted model, not a curated record
AUGGAGCCAUCCAGCGCAACAACGGGCUUCUUCCAGGCCCAGCCAACUAUUCUGCCUCAAUAUUAUGAAGAUGCUGCUUUUCGGCGUAUCAUCUCCCUGUAUCUUCCGUCACCUUUACCCUCCAGCAUAGAUGAAGAUCUUUCUCGAUUUUCCCGUCUUGUGCUGUCAAGAUCUCAUAUGGCCUAUACGGCAGAAGCAGAGCGCAACCAGCCGUACCUUCGCCCUCUUUCUACGUUUGGUGUAGAGAAUAAUCAGGACCCUCUAGUCACGAGUGAGGGGUGGCGAAAAUUACAAGACCGAGGGAUCGAGGAAGGGAUGGUGGCACUAGCAUAUGCCGACGCUCAAUCACACAAUGGCGGAAAUACUGGCACGCAGUUGAAUAACCGGGCAUAUCAAUUCAUCAAAUACGCUCUUUGGACUUCUAGUGCCGCUCUGGUUACAUGCCCGUCUGCUAUGACCGAUGGCGCCGCUAAAAUGCUCGGACGGCAUCUGAACGGUCCAGAUGGUGCUAUAUUCACAGAGGCGAGAAAUAGAUUGAUUAGUCGAGAUCCCAGUUUUGCAUGGACUAGCGGACAAUGGAUGACAGAACGUAAGGGAGGCAGCGACGUUCGUGGAACGGAGACUGUGGGUAGGAAACUCUCUGUAGAAGAGCAAAAUGCGAGUAAAGGGGUUGAUGAACUUGGAUAUCCUCUUGGACCAUGGCAGCUCGACGGUUUCAAGUGGUUUUCCUCCGCUACCGACGCCAAUAUGGCGAUCAUGCUUGCCAAAACAGGACCAAAUGGCCAAAUUAGCACUUUCUACGCUCCCUUGCGCAGAAAAGUUCCGGGUGGAGCCGAAGGCGAAACGGAGCUUAACGGAGUGAGAAUUCAGCGCUUGAAAAAUAAACUCGGCACGAAAACUCUCCCAACUGCGGAACUGGAACUGAAGGGAAUGAGGGGCUAUUUGAUUGGCAAAGAAGGGGACGGCGUGAGGGAAAUUUCAACCCUCCUCAAUAUCACCAGGGUUCAUAAUAUGGCUGGAGCGGUGGGUGGAUGGGCGAGGGGGUUGGCAAUCUCGAGAGCUUAUGCGAAGGUGAGGGUCGCUCGCGGUAAACUCCUCACAGAGAUGCCCGCACAUGUAAGAGCACUUGCCCGAGACCAUGUCAUGUACAGGGGCCAUCUCAACCUUCUCCAUUUCGUCGCCUCGCUACUGGGAAUUUCUGAAGGGCAAGAUAGCCGCCUCACGCAAGCCACCCAGGCUUCCAUCCUCCCAACCAACGCUCAGCAAUCCAGUGCUCUACUCCGUCUCCUUACCCCAAUGGGCAAAGCUCAAACGGCCCUCAGAUCUAUCAAUGGAGUUCGUGCCUGCAUGGAGAACCUAGGUGGAGUUGGGUAUCUCGAGAAUGAAGAUCCCGUGUUAAACAUUGCGAGGAUUUUCCGGGACAUAUGCGUGCUUAGCAUUUGGGAAGGAACCACUGAUAUCAUGGCGGACGACCUGGUUCGUGUGGUAAAAUCUAAGCAAGGCCCGGCGAUCUUAGUAGCUGUGGGACAAUGGGUCGCGAGCGCUUUGGCGAUUGCGCGCAAGCAUUCAUUCCAAGCAGAAGCUGAGAUAAUCCAGAAAACAUGGGCGCAAUGGCUGCAAUGCACCGAAACUAAAGAUGCAGAACAGCUAAGGUGGGAAGGAAGAGAUCUCCUUGUCGGACUCGAGAGCGUGAUUUGCGGCCUGCUGCUGAUUUUGGAUACUGCCCGAGAUAACGAUCCUAUCUCGAGGGAGGUUGCAAGGCGCUUCACCUUGAAGGACCAGGCCACAUAUAGUUCUUGGGAAGUUGAAGCUGCCUGGGAUAAACGGAUUGUCUUCGGUGACGAGGCCGCGGCAACCGCGAGGCUUUAA